Messenger RNA from Phragmites australis (common reed), 2294 nucleotides. Its product is annotated as syn-copalyl diphosphate synthase, chloroplastic-like. The transcript is spliced from 7 exons. The record is from RefSeq and is a predicted model, not a curated record. Gene Ontology annotation, molecular function: terpene synthase activity; prenyltransferase activity. The coding region runs from base 70 to 2085 and encodes 671 amino acids. Gene Ontology annotation, biological process: isoprenoid biosynthetic process. NCBI's taxonomy places the organism in Eukaryota, Viridiplantae, Streptophyta, Magnoliopsida, Poales, Poaceae.
UAUCUAAUAGGUCUACAAGAGUGAUUAAGAGAGAGGGAGAGAGUGAAAUAUAGAGAGAGAGCACGGAGGAUGCCGGCGUUUACUGCAGCACUCCUGCACGUUCCCUUGCUCGGCCAGCCGACGGCCGGCGCCCAGCCAUGGCGACGACCUUUCCUACACCUACACGCUCGCCGUAGAUCAUGUGGGCCCAUGCUAAUAAGCAAAUCCCCGUACCCGGAGUCAGGAGAAGCAUACGAACGGGCAGUUGAUGGACGUCGUAGACACACGGAUGAACCAAGCGAGACGACAAGCAUGAUCGAUGCCAUCAGAGCAGCAUUGAGGUCAAUCGGAGAGGGUGAGAGUAGUAUUUCAGCCUAUGACAUGGCGAUGGUCGCCCUUCUCAAGAACCUAGAUGGGGGUGAUGGGCCGCAGUUCCCAUCGGGCAUCGACUGGAUCAUCCAAAAUCAGCUACCAGAUGGUUCGUGGGGUGAUGACGACUUCUUCAUGUUCAGUGACCGGAUCAUCAGCACCCUAGCAUGUGUUGUGGCGUUGACGUCUUGGAACAUCCACACCGACAAAUGCGAGAGAGGUUUGUUGUUUAUCCAAGAAAAUAUGUGGAGGUUGGCCGACGAGGAAGAGGAUUGUAUGCUAGUUGGAUUCGAGAUUGCCUUCCCCUCACUCCUAGAAAUGGCCAAGGACCUGGAUCUGGACAUCCCUUAUGAUGAGCCAGCCUUGGAAGCGAUAUAUGCCCAGAGAAACAGAAAGCUCGCUAAGAUUCCUAGAGAUGUGCUACACGCUAUGCCAACGACUCUACUUCACAUCAUAGAGCGAAUGGUAGACUUGGACCGGGAAAAGCUCCUUAAGCUCCGGUGUCUCGAUGGGUCCUUUCGUUGCUCACCUGCUGUAACAGCCACUGGUCUCAAGCAAACAGGAGACAAGAAAUGCUUCGAGUACCUUGAUGGAAUCAUCCAAAAGUUCAAUGGCGGAGUGCCCUGUAUCUACUCUCUGGAUGUGUACGAACGCUUAUGGGCGGUCGAUCGGUUGACGAGGUUGGGCAUAUCGAGGGACUUCACAAGUGAAAUUGAGGAUUGCUUAGACUAUAUUUACAGGCACUGGACUCCAGAGGGAUUAGGUCAUACAAAGAACUGUCCGGUAAAGGAUAUCGAUGACACGGCAACCACUACCACCGCCACCAUGUUGCAAGCUGACAAGGAGGUCUUCGGCUUCGAGCAGUACAUGGCGUCCAAGGCCGCUGCCGUCAACGAGGCCCUGGACCGCGCGCUGCCGCUCCGCCACCCGGAGCGCCUCCUCGAGUCCAUGCGCUACUCCCUCCUUGCCGGGGGCAAGCGCGUGCGCCCCGUGCUCACGCUCGCGGCCUGCGAGCUGGUAGGGGGCGACGAGGCCGCGGCGGUGCCUGUGGCAUGCGCCGUCGAGAUGGUCCACGCCAUGUCGCUCGUCCACGACGACCUGCCGUGUAUGGACGACGACGACAUCCGGCGUGGCCGCCCCACCAACCACGUCGCCUUCGGGGUCAGCACCGCGCUGCUCGCCGGCGACGCGCUCCUGGCGCUCGCGUUCGAACACGUGGCAAGCGGCUGCGCGGGCAGCGGCGUCCCCGCCGUACGCGCGCUCCGGGCAGUGGCCGAGCUCGGCAGCGCCGUGGGCGCCGAGGGCCUGGCCGCAGGGCAGAUAGUGGACCUCGCUAGCGAGGGCGCACCAGUCGGGCUGGCCACCCUGGAGUACAUCCACGUGCACAAGACGGCGCGGCUCCUGGAGACCGCGGCCGUGAGCGGCGCCAUCAUAGGCGGUGGCACCGGUGAGGAGAUCGAGAGCAUCCGCAGGUACGCCCGGUGCAUCGGGCUGCUGUACCAGGUGAUCGACGACGUGCUCGACGUGACGUGCGCGUCCGAGCAGCUUGGGAAGACGGCCGGCAAGGAUCUGGCGGCAGACAAGGCCACGUACCCGAAGCUCAUGGGUGUCGACGGGGCGCGCGCGUACGCCGCCGAGCUCGUGGCCAGCGCUGAGGCGGAGCUCGACCGGUUUGAUGCCGACCGCGCCGCGCCACUGCACCAUCUCGCGCGGUUCAUCGCGUACCGGCAGAACUGAUGGGGUUGGCGCUAUAUUUCAUUUCUAUGUAAGAAAGAAAUAGAUGCUAAAGGUAAUUACAAACUAGUGUAAAAUAGAAGCGCCUAUUUUCUAAACACAUCUCGUACCUAGACUAGACUGCUUUUUCCGCUUUGUGUCGACACUAUUAUCAUAUUUUUUGUUUUGCUUUUUUGGUGUGUUGGCUGUGGGCACCUUAGCUAUGUAGGAUC